CCACGACCAUCCCACCAGCCUCUAGAAGAGCGGGUCAAUGGGGAGAAAGGCCGCCCAACCUGCUCCUCCGCCCAUCAUCCACCCGACCUUCUCUUUCCAGAUCUGCUCCAGCACCUGGCGGAGGGGCAUUUCCUCGGGGUCCAGCUGGGGCCGGACAAAGUCGAAGGAAGGACCUUCGGGGUCGACUUUCUCUGGCAGCAGGUCAAAGCGGCUCCUGCUGGGACCAACCUUAAAGUUGAGACGGUCGCGCUGGUGCGACCGGAAGUCAAGGUCGUGCCUGGGCAGCUGUCCGGAACAGGCUGCCGGGGAGAAGACCGAUCGCGCGACCUCUCCCCAUCUCCAAGCGUUCUGCUCAAUCCUCGCGACGAGGAGUUCCCUGGCGGUCUCCAGGUAUCCGGCCGCAGCCGCGGCCUGGGCUUCCUCCACAGGAAAAGCCGAGCUGACCACAGAUGCGGCGUCGUCGGAGUCGAGGCACUCCUCCAGGGGAUACUCCUCGAAUUCGCUCGAGGCCGAGCUUGAGAACGACUCAGCGUACUCGUGGAUCGCCUCGAGGGGGCAAAUUUCAUCCUCCUCCACGCAGGACAGCACGGAGGAGAGGUCCUCCUCCACUCUGUCGACCUUCAGCUUGAGGUCGUCAAGCCAGUCGCAAAGCUCGUCCUCGGUGAGGUCUCCGCUUACGUGCGCGUUGAGGAGCAUUUCGAGCUCCUCGCUGAGGUCGGCCGGGCUUGCCGAAGGAAGACCAGAGUUGGUGGAGGGGGUGUGCGACGAGAUUGAGCCCAAGGUCGUCGAGUUGUCCUCGGGAUUCUUGACGGGCAAGAUUGAGGUGGCUCCCGCCGAAACCACAUGGCGCACCGCAAGAGGGCUGACCUUCGCCAAAGAAGUAGAAGGGGGAGUAGAAGGGGAAGAAGAAGAGGGAGAAAAAGAGGGGGAAGAAGAGGGGGAAGAAGAGGAGGAAACAGAGAGGGAAACAGGGAGGGAAGAAGAAGAGGGAGAAGAAAAGGGAGAAGAAGAGGGGAAAGAAGAGGGGGAAACAGAGAGGGAAGAGGAACCAGACGAAGAUGAGGAAGAGGAGGUCUUGCGCCCGCGGGUAGGCGUGUGAACGGUU
This is a messenger RNA of Tricharina praecox, 1105 nucleotides long. RefSeq lists its product as uncharacterized. Lineage: Eukaryota; Fungi; Ascomycota; Pezizomycetes; Pezizales; Pyronemataceae. Bases 38 to 1099 code for a protein of 353 amino acids. The record is from RefSeq and is a predicted model, not a curated record. The transcript has 2 exons.